AUGAAGGUUCCAUACAACUGCUUAGAACCCGCGGGUAACGUGGUCUUCGCCGCCAGGGGUGGAAAGAUUCGCUCAUUCAGUCUCGAAGAUGGCGCUCACAUCUCAACAUGGGAGCAUCCUGACGUCGAAAAGGCUGCUGCCGCUGCUGCAUCGGCUGCUGCUGCCAAAGUUGGUAUUGAGGUGAGCUCUGGUGUUCCUACACCUUCGACUCCAGCCAACGACGAGGAUGGGCCUCCUCCCAAACGUCAAAGGGUCGAGAGCGCCGAGGAGGAUAAGACGGAGGCCGUGGAGGAAGCCAAGGAUGCCGAUGCCAUGGUUAUCGACAGUGAACCUCAGAAGAUUGGAUAUCAGAAAAGAGAUAGGAGAAAGGGAAACAAGCAGACGAGGCGGAAUAACCGGGACGGCCAGCAAAACAACCGCGGCACGGCGUUUGCGAGAGUCCCAGAAUACCCCGUCAUCACCAUCAUGACGACCACCAGCAACGGAAGUCACUUAUUGGCCAUCUCGGGUCACGACAAGUCUCUCUGGGUCUUUGAGCACGAUGGCAAAGGAAACCUGACGGAGUUGAGCCAGAGGUACGUUGCCCGACUUACACCGUCAUAUACAUUAGCCUUAACACAUCUCAAAAGACAAAUGCCUAAACGCCCCUGCUCCGUUCUCAUCUGCCCAGACAACGAAACCGUCUUGAGCGCAGACAAGUUCGGCGAUGUCUAUUCCCUACCACUGAUCCCAUCGGAAACCUCAGAAUCCUCCGACGCUGCGGCCCAGCCCAAGGUCGCCUCCGAGGCGGCCUCCGCGGCUCCGAAACCCUUCACGCCCGAAGCGAACUCCUUCACCGUGCACUCCAAGAGCAACCUCCGCGCUCUUCAGAGUCAAUUGCGCGAGCAGCAAAAGUCGAAGCGCGACGUUACCAAGGAGCAGCCAACGUUUGAGCACACACUCCAGAUCGGCCACGUCUCCAUGCUCACUGCUCUGACACUUGCAUCCAAGGGGUCUCGCCGGUAUAUCAUCACGGCGGACCGCGACGAGCACAUCCGCGUCUCACGCUUCAUGCCGCACGCUCACGUCAUUGAGGGCUUCUGUCUCGGUCACGCCAACUUCAUCAGUGCACUCACGCUGCCGAGUCUGGACGUCUUGGUCUCGGGAGGUGGCGACAGCGAGCUGUUCGCCUGGGACUGGGAGAAUGGCAAGGUCUUGUCCAAAUUCGAUGUCUUGGGGCAAGUUCAGCAAACCGACAAGGACACCACCAAGGUCGCUGUCGCCCAGCUUCUCUCGGCCACUGUCACGGAGAACGGCUUGCAGGUGCCUAUCGUUCUAGUAGUAUGCGAGAGGUUCGUCAAUUGUGUGUCUGACGGUGAUUUGAUCAUGGCUAAAUCAGUAUCUAGCGUAUCUGCCAUUCUCGUCCUCCGCUUGGCCGAAGACAACAUCCUUUCACACGUUCAAACCAUCUCGCUCCCGGGAAAUCCACUUUACGUGGCACCGAUUGUUACCGGAAACUCGAUGACAAGCAUAUUGGUCACAAUCGACCCGGCAGAGAACGAUACCGCACCUAAUGGAAUCGUCUCUUUCAGAUGGACUGGUGCCGCCUUCUCGUCCCAAGACUUGGGAAUUCAGGAUGCAGGCGUGAGUGAGGGGGAAUUUGACAUGUCUCAUGAGCAGGUGAGGAAGCUACUGUACAACACCGAAGAUUUGCGCAAGCGAGGCGAUGACGAGCAAGCCGAUGAGGAAGAGGGCGAUGAACAGGCGCAGGCAGAGGGAGAGCAUGCGUCGAAAGAGCCGAUGCAAGAAGAUGCGUCAUAA
This is a messenger RNA of Colletotrichum orchidophilum, 1800 nucleotides long. Its product is annotated as WD repeat domain-containing protein. The record is from RefSeq and is a predicted model, not a curated record. NCBI's taxonomy places the organism in Eukaryota, Fungi, Ascomycota, Sordariomycetes, Glomerellales, Glomerellaceae. The transcript has a single exon. Bases 1 to 1800 code for a protein of 599 amino acids. Gene Ontology annotation, biological process: RNA (guanine-N7)-methylation. Gene Ontology annotation, molecular function: tRNA (guanine(46)-N7)-methyltransferase activity; protein binding. Gene Ontology annotation, cellular component: nucleus; cytosol; tRNA methyltransferase complex.